Molecule: messenger RNA, 4967 nt
Organism: Dipodomys spectabilis (banner-tailed kangaroo rat)
Lineage: Eukaryota; Metazoa; Chordata; Mammalia; Rodentia; Heteromyidae
Gene: Eya3
Product: EYA transcriptional coactivator and phosphatase 3
Exons: 18
Coding region: 168-1874 (568 amino acids)
Biological process (GO): negative regulation of extrinsic apoptotic signaling pathway in absence of ligand; cell differentiation; positive regulation of DNA repair
Cellular component (GO): nucleus
Molecular function (GO): protein tyrosine phosphatase activity
Source: RefSeq, a predicted model, not a curated record
CGGGUCAUACAAACGCCGCGGUUUCCUCCGCUCGGUUGGUUUCACCGUGGGUCCAGACGGUUCCCCAGGGGUUUGGAGUCCGGAAUUUGCGGCUUUCGGACUGUGAAGACUGCGGAAAGAGGUUUGUAAUCCGGUCGAAUAAGCAUAAUAAAGAAAUAUUAGUCCUCAUGGAAGAAGAGCAAGAUUUACCAGAGCAACCAGUGAAAAAGGCCAAGAUGCAGGAACCAGGAGAACAACCAUUAAGUCAAGCAAGCAACACAGAUGUCAAUGAUCAGAAACCAGAAACAUCAAGCCUUGCUUCAAACCUUCCCAUGUCAGAGGAAAUUAUGACAUGCACCGAUUACAUCCCUCGCUCAUCCAAUGAUUAUACCUCACAAAUGUAUUCUGCAAAAACUUAUGCACAUAUCCUCUCAGUUCCUGUUUCGGAAACAGCUUACCCUGGGCAGACUCAAUACCAGACUCUACAGCAGUCUCAACCCUACACUGUCUACCCUCAGGCGACACAAACAUAUGGACUACCUCCUUUUGGUGCAUUGUGGCCAGGUAUGAAACCUGAAAGUGGUUUAAUUCAGACUCCAUCUCCAAGCCAGCACAGUGUUCUUACCUGCACUACAGGGUUAACCACAAGCCAGCCAAGCCCAGCACAUUAUUCUUAUCCCAUUCAAGCUUCAAGCCCAAAUGCCAGCCUGAUUUCCACUUCACCCACAAUUGCCAAUGUUCCAGCAGCAGCAGUUGCCAGCAUCUCAAACCAGGACUAUCCCACUUACACUAUCCUUGGUCAGAAUCAGUACCAGACCUGCUACCCCAGCUCCAGCUUUGGAGUUACGGGUCAGACUAACAGUGAUGUUGAGAGUACCACAUACCAGGCAGAGAAGCCUAGUGUCAUGGUACCUGCCCCAGCAGCACAGAGACUAUCCUCCGGAGACCCCUCCACAAGCCCAGCUUUGGCCCAGAACACACCAAGUAAAGAUGCUGAUGAUCAAUCCAGGAAAAACAUGACUGGCAAAAACCGAGGCAAGAGGAAAGCUGAUGCCAGCUCUUCUCAGGACAGUGAGCUAGAACGGGUAUUUCUUUGGGACUUGGACGAAACCAUCAUCAUCUUCCAUUCUCUACUUACUGGAUCCUACGCCCAGAAAUAUGGAAAGGACCCAACAGUAGUGAUUGGCUCAGGUUUAACAAUGGAAGAAAUGAUUUUUGAAGUGGCUGAUACACAUCUGUUUUUCAAUGACUUAGAGGAGUGUGACCAGGUGCAUGUGGAAGAUGUGGCUUCUGAUGAUAAUGGCCAGGAUUUGAGCAACUAUAGUUUCUCCACAGAUGGUUUCAGUGGCUCAGGAGGCAGUGGUAGCCAUGGUUCCUCUGUGGGUGUUCAGGGAGGUGUGGACUGGAUGAGGAAACUGGCUUUCCGCUACCGAAAAGUGAGAGAAAUCUAUGAUAAGCAUAAAAGCAACGUGGGUGGCCUCCUCAGUCCCCAGAGAAAGGAAGCCCUGCAGAGAUUAAGAGCAGAAAUUGAAGUUUUGACCGAUUCCUGGUUAGGAACUGCACUAAAAUCCUUGCUUCUCAUUCAGUCCAGGAAGAACUGUGUGAACGUUCUUAUCACUACCACCCAGCUAGUUCCAGCCCUGGCCAAAGUUCUCCUGUAUGGGCUAGGAGAAAUAUUUCCUAUUGAAAACAUCUAUAGUGCUACCAAAAUUGGUAAAGAGAGCUGCUUUGAGAGAAUUGUGUCACGAUUUGGAAAGAAAGUCACAUAUGUAGUGAUUGGAGAUGGACGAGAUGAAGAAAUUGCAGCCAAACAGCACAACAUGCCCUUCUGGAGGAUCACAAACCACGGAGACCUAGUGUCCCUUCACCAGGCUUUGGAGCUUGACUUCCUCUAAGAACUGGAAUGGGGGACUUCCUGUGGGCUCCUUUCUCUCCUGAAGGGAGCCAGAAGCAACUGGGAACUUCCUUACUUUCUCUCCUCUGUCUCUGUCUCUGUCUGGCUGUCUAGCUGUCUCUCCUUCUCUCUCCUCUCCUCUCCUCCCCGCCCUCUCUGGAAUGCUGGCGAGAACACAAUCAAAACCAACAACUGCAACUUUUGCCAAGAGUGAGCACAGCCUGUGUCCAUCCUCACGCACACUAGACAGGACGGGGGGGGUUGGGGGGGGACAUCACCUUUCUGCAGCUGCAGUGCUUUUCAUUCUUCUGUGUUUUGUUUCCAGAAAGGAAAAACACAAAAGGGAAUUCUCGGGGUACGAUUGUACUCAGUCUGCGAGCAAGUGGCACUGCUGCCCCUUGUGGUAAGGGGCAGUGCAGCGGCGUUUGGGAGGCCGUCCCCUACCGUCUUUAGGGGAUGCCGUGUAUAGAGGGGAGGGUCUGCUCUCUGAAGCAGGUUCCCCUGUCCUGUCAAGAAAGAGGCGUGGAGGCUUCCAUACAAACAGUCGCUGAAGGAGCCGAAACCCUCGGUGGCGGCACUUCCUCCUCUGCCCCUCAGCUGGCUCGCUCCAUGGUGGGCACUGGGUACUGGUGAACUUUAGGCUUUGGCACCGCAUCCUAGAGCCUCAGUCCCCCCUCAGUCCCGCUUCCCCUUAAACUACAUGGCACAACCCUGAAACCUCUUUCCUUAGGCAGUAAAUUUGAAGCUGUCUGGUGGACUCUGACUUAGAAACUCCAUCCCAGGAGGCUUAGCCAUCAAACUGGAGACAAGGGACACAGGCUUCUUAGGAUAUUUCAUCCACUUUGGCUCUUGAGACCAGAAGAUUCCAAUUAUUUCUCCUGCAGAGAAGCCCUCUCCUGCCGGACACUCUCCUUCAGCCGCUUCCCGACCCCUCCUGGAUCCCUCCCCGCCCUCAGAGCCUCUCAUCCACUGCACCCGGCUCCAGCUCCAGCCAGGCCCUGCCCAAGCGGGUAAAGAGGUCAACUCAAGCCUAAGCACAAGCUCCUAGCUACUUCCUGGAGGAGGCCCUUCACCUGCAGGGUAUCCUAGGCGGGAAUUUACCCAGAUCUCUGCCAGGAACCUAAUUUCCUAUGGGACACCCUACUUUCAAAUCCCAUUCUAAGGUGGGAAAGCAGAAAGACUUCCUUGAUUUAAAUGAGAGCACUAGUUCUUCUGUUUCAUGUCUGAAAUCCAGAGCCAGGUGCGAGCUCACCCCUCAGCCUGCCCCUGCCAGCUUGGUGUUGGUCCCAGCCCUCAUCCCGCCUCCUAGCCUACCUGUGUUUCUGUGGAUGCCCUCUCUCUCCAGGAUUACCCGCACACCUGCUCAGAAGGUUUGAACUUCCCCAUUGCAGCCUUGGGCCUCAGAAGGAGGUCCUUAAAGCAACCCCCGCUGAAAUCUCAGGUCCUCAAUGCUGUGUACCCAUUCCCACAGAUGUCGAAGCACAAGGCAGCAAGAUUCUUUCCAACACAGGCUCACACAGCUGCUGCCCAGGCUUAGAGCUGGCGGGAAGCACUUCAUGGUCUAAGGUUUAGGAAGAGGCUUCCAUCAUUUAGAUGCCGUGGCCUCUGUUUCCGGAUGGGAGUGCGAGCAGGGAGGGAUUCUGAGGCCAACCUUCCCGGUCUGUCCACAGCUGCUGCCCACAUGCUGCCCUGCCUUGUUGGAAAGCUCUCGGCCCUCCGCUCACUUCCACGGUAGCUGUUGACUUCUGGUCUGGACAGAGGCCCCCCCACUGGGUCUGGGCCUCACCCUGCGCAGGCUGUUCGCCCUAGCAGCCACCCUCUACUCUGGGAGAGUUCUUUAUUCCUAGAGUAUGGCCUUUUCCUCUUACUCUCACUGCCCAGCUUAGCUCUUUCCAAGAGGAAAUUAGACUUGGCCAGUGAGAAGUGGUGAGAAGUUCUGAACGGAGCAGCCUCUGCUCUCUGGCGGCCGCCGUCCUCAUGGAGAGGACAGAUGAGAAGCAGGUCCUUCUAGGUCAUCCUCGCCAAGAGCGAUCGUCCAGGGGUCACUGCCCUUGCUCCCCUCCCCGCCCAAGGACCUGGAAGGGAAGGAAAAGUUGCUGGAGGCUCGGGCCUGAGCCUCCCACAAGGCAGGACCCCUCUUCCCACAAGAGGGAGUGCACUGAAGCUGGCCACAUGGGGACCUGCCCUGCCUGGCACUGUUCCGGAAGGCGAUGGGGCAUCUAGCAGUGGGAGCUGUUUCUGUGGUGGCUCUGGAGGUGGCGUGACUUUCGAAUGUAAAACUAACUGUGCCUUAGCAUCACCCUGUCCGAUGGGGCAGCUGGUGAUGUCCAGGAGAGGGGACCCCUGCUCCACAUUUAGGUGCCCAUUUGGGCUUUUGUUUGAUUUGGGCUGUUUCUGUCUUCUGCCCUGCAAGUUAAGGGGCAAAGCUAGAGUCCCCAUACUUGCCGCUUGUUCAGUUUCCACAGUGUCGGGUAGGAUGUGACGGGCGAACUCAGCUACAGGAUGUGGAGCUUCUAAUUGCACACUACCUUGCCCGGAGAGCGGGGCCACAGAACUGAAGGAACCCCAGGCAGAGCAGGCUCCGGCCGUCCUCCCCCGAGAGCCUGGGCUAGGCCCAGGAGUGGUGAACUUGAGCCCCUCUUUUCCUCCCCAGGGAGCAGUUAGGGCCCCCUCUUGAGCAGGCUUGUUUUCUCCUUAAACUGCUUUUCAUUUUCAUCUGGAAAUUAGAAUUCAGCAGAUACGUAUGUUGAAGAAGCCAAAUCGGAAUUCUGAGAUUCUCAAGUCAUCACAAGUCUAGGUGUGUGGCAGCGUCGAUCAGCAGCUCCGCCCCCCGCCGCGCAGCUGCGCUCCGGCUGCUCCCCACGCACCCGCAGGAGCCAGCCCAUUGAGUUGGCUAAGAUUUCUACUCCACACCCAGCUCUCCCUCUGGACUUCACCUGCCUCUUAGCAGGAAAGGCAUUGGGCAUUGGUCAAAUUGGAUAUAUUUAUGUGACUGCGGGCAUUUGUGGCUGUAGAAUCCUUGACCAUAAUGUUCUAUGUAAUGGGAACUAUCUUAUAAACUUGAAAAAAAUAAAGUUUUUAUUUUCUAUAUAGA